AUGCUGUUCGCGCAGCUCAGCGACGUCGCGCCGGACGGUGCGGUGAGCCGCGUCUCCUUCGGCGUGAAGGACCUGACGCAGGCCGCGGGCGACGACCGAAUUGAGUACCUCCAGCAGGGCAGGCGUGUUCGCGCCAGGGCCCUGCUGAACUACUGCGCCCACCGCUUCGGCACGGGCCACCGCCUGCGGCUCUCGCUGGCGAACGGCCACUGGCCCACGUUCUGGGUGCCGCCGGGGGCCAACACCUUGGCGCUGGACCUCCGCACGGCCGCGUUGCUGCUCCCCACGUUCCGCGGGCCGCCCAUCGCCGGCCCGGACCCGCAGCCGGAAGCGGCCCCGCCCACCCCUUCACAGUCCUGCCUCCGGGGUAUGUGGACCGCUCCGUCACGUACGACGUCGCCAAGGACGAGUGGACGCGCGUUACAAAAGGCGUGGGCGGCGUCUUCGGCGAGGACGUCUACCGUUUCGAAGAGGUAA
Molecule: messenger RNA, 477 nt
Organism: Trypanosoma conorhini
Lineage: Eukaryota; Euglenozoa; Kinetoplastea; Trypanosomatida; Trypanosomatidae
Product: dipeptidyl-peptidase
Exons: 1
Coding region: 1-477 (158 amino acids)
Molecular function (GO): dipeptidyl-peptidase activity
Source: RefSeq, a predicted model, not a curated record